GUACACUGAAACCAAAUUGAAAAGGACUUUUUUAUUACAUCCUUUUUUAUACGUAUAGUGUAUAAGUUUAGCCGAUUGGACAAUGUCGAGUCCCACAUUGCAGAAGGAUACAAAUAGGCGGAUGGUGAAAUUCCAAAUUGGAGACGGUUUUGACAACAGCCCCCCGAAAACACAUCGAAACCAGAGUCACCUGCUCAUCCAAAAUGGGGAAAACUCGAUGGCCAAUCUCCCGACAACCAAUCGAAACCAAAAACAGGAGCAGCCAAAGGAGGAAGAGAACGAGGAUUACCGGCAACUGCAGAAGGUCUUCCAAAAGCUGGAAAUGUCUGACCAGAUAGUCCUUUAUCGCGCCUACCGCCUCCUUCCCGCCGCCUGCUCCGCCCUUUGGCGCUCCACCCGCAAACGCCUGGACUUCCGAACGCUCCACAAGGAGCUCGACGUGGAGGCCCAGAACCAUCUGCUCAUCCACAUGAUGGAGCACUUCAAGUACGUUUACUUUGUCGCCGAUAAGCUGCAGGAUAACCUCAAUGCUUUGGAGCGAGCAGGAGUCAAGUCACUUAAUUCCGUUCAACGGUGUGAACUCUUAUUGGAUGAGGGAACCAAAUCGGAGGCCAGGAACCAACAUCACCCAGCUGGAGGAGAUUCCUGUGGAGUAAAGGUAAUGGCCCAGUGGCCUCUGCAUGCCUUGCCCAAACUUAUGAGAAAUGUGCGUCGUCUAAAGGCCCAUUGCAACAUCCAAGUGCACUUCAUCGAGCACUUCGAGCAUCUGGAACUUCUGGUUCUCUAUGCAACCAUAUCGCAAACCGCUUUAACAGGAGUCCUGGAGAAAUGUCAAAAGUUGUCCCGGUUGUUCCUGAAAUUCGAUUCCGAUACCUUGAGCUUAAAAUCUAUUGAUAAGUGUCUCAAGCUAAGAGAUUUCUCACUUUCCAUCGGACUCUUUGCUCAGCAAAGAGAAUUGGUUAUAAAACUAACUAAACUUCGUCUGCUGGAAUUAACCCACUGCCAGAAAGAUAUUCAACUAACUUUGGAAUGCCUAGAUUUUGUAUUAUCCAACCGCUUAGAAUCUGUAGAGUUGCUCCAACUAGAUUGCAGUGGCUUUCAGGAUCCCAGUUGGAUGAAGGAAGUGGGUUUGGAUAGGUGUUCCCAGAUGCGAGCAUUGGUUCUAUUUAACUGCAAAUUCUGCGAUCGCGAGAUCAGCCAAUUGGCUUUACCGAGGGUUCAAAAAUAUAUAGCCCUUAAUAGCUGCCACGAUAUCAAGGAAUAUCAGGUGUUGGAUAUGGUUAGACGGUGUCCCGGUCUUCAGGAGAUCUAUUUGAUUGAUUGCCCCCAAUUGAGCUGGAAGGUCCUGCAGGGAAUUUACCGAAUCCGCAAAAGUGAAAAUCUCAAUUACCCAAUCACAGUGAUUGUUAGUCAGUGUACAGAACUCAGGGAGGUCUAUCAGAAAAUGUACUCCAACUACUGGUGCUUUAAGUUGGCCUAUCUGAAAAUUGAGCAAGUCCAAACUGAUAAUCGACCCAUUGAGAAUAUCCAAGUAUUUUUCAACAACAGUCCCUAAUACAAAGCAUUGUAGAUUUCUUCAAUUGUUGCACAAAGGAACAUUUAAAUAUAUAUUGAUUAACUUUCAU
Molecule: messenger RNA, 1625 nt
Organism: Drosophila ficusphila
Lineage: Eukaryota; Metazoa; Arthropoda; Insecta; Diptera; Drosophilidae
Source: RefSeq, a predicted model, not a curated record